AUGGACAGUGCAGCCCCCGAGUUAGGGCGUCCCGAUUCGUCGCUCUCGAAAGAGACGACGCCGAUCAAAUUGGAACCAUGCCGGUACAGCAAUACUAACCAGUUGUCAGCGACGACACCAGGUCUCCCCACAUCCCCAACUCAGACGGAUUCUCAAGCUGAGGAGCCAUCCAAGGAAGUCCCUUGCGCCAACACCAAGCAACGCCGACUCAUCAAGUACUGGAUUCUCUCCUCCAUCGCAUUCUGCAUCAUUGCGCCUUUGAUAUCCAUUCUUCUCGGCUUUUUCUUACACACAAAGGGGCUCAGUUAUAUCCCUCCUUCGGGUGGCUUUGCAGGGAGGAAUUUGUCGAUCAGCGCGUUCCUUGUCUCAGCAGAUCCUACAUCAUCAAUUAUAACUUUCGAUUGGGGUGUGGACUCUGAUACAUGUGUAAGAGACUCCAAGGCCGUUGGCGAAUGCACCGAUGUUAGUAUUUUCUUCGACAAUAACCUUUUGGACAAUUCAGACGACAUCGGUAAUGGAGUACCUAGCAGUGACGUUCCCUCGACACCGUUAUUUCGCUUCAACGCUACUGCCUCUUCGUCGGACUUUAGAUCCAAUACGCCCACCUUCCGAACUAAUAUUCGGUUAUUUCAAUCCGGAUCGCCUCGCCGCCUCUCCCUGGUAAAUUACCCAUUCGAUACCUAUGCUGCCAACAUAUUCAUGUAUGCACAAGAUAGUAACAACAAAUCAGUAAAUCUCCAUCUCGACGUUGUGGGGGGUACUGCUGUCGGUUUUACAGCAUCCUUGCUGUAUAUUGACCAAUCCAACUUUGGGUUGGAUGCGGAGAUCAUUGCGACAGAAAUCAGCGUUCGGCGGGGUGCCCUGAUUAUCGCAUUCUGCAUCAUCAUCACCAUUGCGAUCUGGAUUAUCACACUGGCGUUAUUCCUUCUUUCGUUUACUGCUGUUGUGUUUGGUUUCCGUCAGCGUACGGAAGUCUUGAUUAUUCCCGUCGCCACUGUGUUUGCCUUUACCCAGCUGCGUGCCAGCAUGCCAGGCGCCCCACCCGGUUUCGACUUUGUCGGCCUUUUACCAUGCCUCGGGAUUCUCAGCUUCUCAUGCGCUUUGACGCUGGGAGCGUUGUUGAUCACAGACCCCACGCAAAAAGAAGAACUAACCUGGAAAAUGGUCAAGCCGGAAAUUUUGCCUGCUCUUGGGAUCAAGAAGAGAGCCAGUUACAAUUCCUCAGGAGGGAAUAGCUCAGGUGUAGAGAGUGUAAGCACUGCCUGA
Molecule: messenger RNA, 1266 nt
Organism: Psilocybe cubensis
Lineage: Eukaryota; Fungi; Basidiomycota; Agaricomycetes; Agaricales; Agrocybaceae
Exons: 8
Coding region: 1-1266 (421 amino acids)
Source: RefSeq, a predicted model, not a curated record